ACUGGGUUUUGUAUGAAAUUGAUCCACAUAUGAGCCUUGUGUACGAGUUUGACCCUGCUAUUCAACCGGAGAAGAAACCUCAAAAUUCAGAAUUGUCCAAAAUAAUGAGCUUGUUAAUUGGAAAAUUCUAGAAUGAUUUGUUUUAACAACAUUAAUUAAGUACUUUAUUAUUCUCAUUUUGUUUUAAUUUUUUUUGUAGGCCGUACAAUAUAUAUAGGUCACAUCUUAAAGGCAUUGCGUUUAAAAAGAGUAAACCGGAAUUGUUGCACUUAAGAAUGGAGGUACAUAUGUGUUUGCCCAUUUCCUAGCAAUUUUUCGUAUAAUAUAUCUAAUGUUAUAUUUCCAUGUAUUAGUGUGCACAACAGCCAAGAGAUACUGAUUCCGGAUACUAUGUGAUGAGAUACAUGUAUGAAAUCAUUUCUACAUACCGUGAAUGCAAAGGAAAUUUGAAAGAGCUGGCUUCUUUAGCAAGUAUAUGUCCUUAGGUUUUGAUGCUUCUGCUGCUCUUGCCUGUUGUUGCUGUUCCGCUUAUGUGCUCCUGCUGUUCUGCAUAUGUGCUGCUACUGUUGCCUGCUGCUACUGUUCUGCUUAUGUGAUGAUGCUGCUGCUGUUCUGUUUCCGAGCUGCUGUUGUUCUGUUUCCGAGCUGCUGCUGUUCCGUUUCCGAGCUGUUGUUGUUCCGUUUCCAAGCUGCUGCUGUUUUGUAUAUUGUAAUUUUUUAUUGUAUGAAAUUGUAAUAUUACAAGCAUUUAUUAAUAAAAAUAUCUAAGU
This is a messenger RNA of Chenopodium quinoa (quinoa), 770 nucleotides long. RefSeq lists its product as uncharacterized. The transcript is spliced from 2 exons. The coding region runs from base 434 to 736 and encodes 100 amino acids. The record is from RefSeq and is a predicted model, not a curated record. NCBI's taxonomy places the organism in Eukaryota, Viridiplantae, Streptophyta, Magnoliopsida, Caryophyllales, Amaranthaceae.